This is a messenger RNA of Panicum hallii, 1033 nucleotides long. RefSeq names its product agamous-like MADS-box protein AGL61. Gene Ontology annotation, molecular function: DNA binding; protein dimerization activity. NCBI's taxonomy places the organism in Eukaryota, Viridiplantae, Streptophyta, Magnoliopsida, Poales, Poaceae. The coding region runs from base 112 to 684 and encodes 190 amino acids. The transcript is spliced from 2 exons. The record is from RefSeq and is a predicted model, not a curated record.
GAUCGUUUUCCAUUUCUGCCCCCACCCUUUCUUCUUCCCGUGGGGCCGUAGCCGUACUCAGCAUCCAAAAACCCCAGCCGCAUUCCAUUCCUCUACCCCACCUAUUCCGCGAUGGCCAAGGAGCUCCGCCCCUUCGACAACGAGGACCAGCGCCGGCACAGCUUCCGGAAGCGCCGCCCCACCCUAUUCGGCAUGGCUCACGACCUCUCCGAGGAAUUCGGCGCCCAUGUCGCCGUCAUCGCCUUCUCCCCCGCCGGCGAACCCCACGCCUUCUGCGCGCCCACCGCGGACUCCGUCCUCCGCACCUACCUCCCCGCCGCCGACGGGCUGCUUCCCAACCCCACUCCCCAUUCCCCUUUCCCUGGCUCCGCCGCCGGCGUCGGCGCCGAGACGGCGGGGGAGGCCGCGGCCCGUGUGGCCGGGAUGAGGCGGGAGGUGGACGAGACCAAGGCUAUGGUCGCGGAGGAGUGGGCGCGGGUGGCUGCCGCCAGGGAGAAGGUCAGGGCGGCACAAGGGGCCGCGCAGAAGCAGAACUGGUGGGAGGUGGACGUGGAGGCCCUCGGGGAGGAGGAGCUUCCGGUGUUCAUGAGGGCGCUCGAGAUGUUCAAGGCCGAGGUUCAGGAACGCAUCGACGCGAUGGCAUCAGCCCGGAUGUCGCUGCCGAGGGAGAAGAAGCGGCAGUAGACAGUAGUGAUCGCAUCUAUCAGGGAUUUUGACAAGCACCAAGAGUGGUCCAAUGCCCGAAGAGAUGACCUAUUGAAGGAAUAAUAAAUUGGUCAGCGCUUGUUUAGGCCUAGUGUCUUGAUAUGUUACUAGAGUCAGGCGAGUGACUCAAGUUUGCUAUUUCUCUGAGACUCUUAGUGCUUGUUGCUUGCUGUCAUUUGGACAUACUGUCAAAAAAGUUUAUUCACUCGAUCCUCUCUGUCUCUGUUUUUCUUUUGAACAAUUCGGGGUUGGAUUACACUGAAUUCUCAGCAGGCAUACCUGAGCGAGAUUACAGGAGCCAAAGCUCUAAGCUCUCUGUCUCUGUUCU